GUUUGAUGGUUUUUAAGUAAAAAUUUAUGCGUAAUUUUGUUUUGUUGUCAAGGACCAAGUUUGUCAUGUUGGUAGUACAAUUGAAUGUUUUGUCCGUUUGAAAGAGACGUGAAAGUUUUUUGUGUUGGAAAAGUCAGAAAAACCAGCUUUACGAGCAAUUCCUUGUAUAAUAAAUAGUCAAAAUUACCAAAAUGCAUAGAAAUAAGCUUGAGGAAUUGCAGAGAAACAUCUACUACUCCGAUAAAUAUUACGACGAGGAAUAUGAAUAUCGACACGUCGUGUUGCCCAAAGAAAUGGUUAAAAUGGUGCCGAAAACUCAUCUGAUGUCAGAGGAUGAAUGGCGAGGUAUUGGGGUACAACAAAGUAAGGGUUGGGUGCAUUAUAUGACACAUUCUCCAGAACCGCACAUUUUGUUGUUUAAACGGCCAAUAACAACACCACCAACCCAGAAUGGAAAUUGAGUGAGCAAAAGUAUGUUUGUAUUUGUCUAUAUUAUGUUUACAUUACCCACGUGAUAAGAGUUUUUUAUAACACGUCCGUAAUGUUAAUUUUCAUUAGGGUCACUACUUUGGUCCAGUGGAAUUUCAAGGCUGUAAUUUUAGCAGUUUUUUUUAUUGAGCUUGAGAGCUGUUUCCUAUAGUGUAAUCAUUAACAUGUCAUGUUUUAAGUGUUACAUUUUCAUUACCAAUAUAGUUUUUGUAAAUUA
Messenger RNA from Tribolium castaneum (red flour beetle), 706 nucleotides. It is a transcript of the gene Cks30A, whose product is annotated as Cyclin-dependent kinase subunit 30A. Gene Ontology annotation, cellular component: cyclin-dependent protein kinase holoenzyme complex; SCF ubiquitin ligase complex. The transcript has 3 exons. Lineage: Eukaryota; Metazoa; Arthropoda; Insecta; Coleoptera; Tenebrionidae. The coding region runs from base 192 to 461 and encodes 89 amino acids. Gene Ontology annotation, biological process: regulation of mitotic cell cycle. Gene Ontology annotation, molecular function: cyclin-dependent protein serine/threonine kinase activator activity; protein kinase binding; histone binding. The record is from RefSeq and is a predicted model, not a curated record.